AAAAGAUUGGUUACACAAUUCUUCCAUUGUAGCCAUGACACACCAAUUUAUGAGGAGGGAAAACUCCGAAGUCUGAACCAUAACGAUUUCAUAACAACAUCAAAAAAAUAGCAGAAACGCAUUUGUUAGUCACAGACAAACAUUCUUAGGCUCUGUUUGUCUGGGAUUUCCUGGGAGAAAAUCGAAUAGAAAACUCAUGGCCACCCUCAGAGUACCGGACGUUGUUCCUCCUCCAUCUGAAGACUGUGAGAGACUCAAGGAAGCUUUCAAAGGGUGGGGAACUGACGAGAAAGCAAUCAUAUGGGUAUUGGGGCAUAGAAAUGCAAGCCAAAGGAAGAAAAUCAGAGAAACGUAUCAGCAGCUUUUCAAUGAAUCCCUCAUAGAUCAACUCCAAUCUGAACUCUCCGGCGAUUUCGGGAAAGCAGUGAUCCUGUGGACAUACGAUCCUCCUGAGAGGGACGCGAGGUUGGCUAAUGAGGCCCUGAAAUCAAGAAAGAAGAGCAUCACACAACUUCAAAUAAUAGUCGAAAUAGCAUGUGCUAAUACUCCUCACCAUCUCAUGGCAGUAAGGCAGGCCUACUGUUCUCUCUUUGAAUGCUCGCUUGAAGAAGACAUUGUAUCCAACGUCCCCCUACCUGUUAGAAAGGUUCUACUCGGUUUAGUGAGCUCCUACCGAUAUGACAAAGAACUGGUGGAUAUGAACGUAGCAAACGUAGAGGCGGCUAAGCUACAUGAUGCCAUUGAAAAGAAGCGUCUAGAUCAUGAUGAUGUUGUGUGGAUACUUAGCACUAGGAAUAUUUCUCAGCUCAAAGCAACUUUUGAGUGCUACCAACAAAAAUAUGAAAGUACCAUCUACCAGGACAUUAACAGUUGUGGAAGUGACAUUUUGGUGUCUGUGUUGAGGAUCGUAAUUUGGUGCAUAGACUCCCCUGAAAAACACUUCGCUGAGGUUAUUAGAGCUUCAAUUGUUGGGUUUGGAACUGAUGAGGACUCCCUAACAAGAGCUAUUAUAGCUCGAGCUGAAAUCGACAUGAUGAAAAUCAGAGCAGAAUAUUUGAAUGCGAACAAGACUAGCCUCGAUGAUGCAGUUAUUGGCGACACUUCUGGGUACUACUUGGACUUUUUGAUGACCUUGCUUGGAGCUAGAAUGUGACGCGCACUCCUUCAUGAACUUUGCUUCAACUGUGAGCUCAGAUUGAUUUCAUUUGUCCCUUUUAUUUAUAUUGUCCCUGUGUGCAGCAAAAUAUUAACGACUUGAAACCCAAAAAAAAAAAAAACAAA
This is a messenger RNA of Rhododendron vialii, 1281 nucleotides long. RefSeq names its product annexin D3-like. Gene Ontology annotation, cellular component: cytoplasm. NCBI's taxonomy places the organism in Eukaryota, Viridiplantae, Streptophyta, Magnoliopsida, Ericales, Ericaceae. The record is from RefSeq and is a predicted model, not a curated record. Bases 197 to 1153 code for a protein of 318 amino acids. The transcript has 6 exons. Gene Ontology annotation, molecular function: calcium ion binding; calcium-dependent phospholipid binding.